AUGGGAGUUUACACACUGCUCGGGGUAGAGAAACCAACAGAAACCGAUAAGAAUUUCCCAAAAUUUUCUCAGAAUUCUCGUAUUGUCACCAACACAUGCGCCUCGGAUGGGAGUGUGUCGGUUGAGGCCGCCAGCGUGUCACCAUCCCUCCGUUUCGUCCCUGAGGGAGGCCUGGUGGGCAUCAGGAAUCUCGGCAACACCUGUUAUAUGAAUGCUGUCCUGCAGUGUUUGCUGCACACGACUGAGCUGUAUGAUAAUUUUGUGGCGAGUGACGGUUGUGGUGGCGAAAUAUGCUCAGCUUUUCGAAGCCUCAUUCAGAACGCCUAUGGUGAUGGAGGUGGUAAUGGACUAGCAUUGGAGCCGAGGGCAUUCAAGAAGCUGAUGGGAAAACGUAACAAGCAUUGGGCUGGCAGCAAGCAACAAGAUGCGCAGGAGUUCCUUAGUGACAUACUAGAUGCUAUGAAUACGGAGAUGGGUGGUGGUAAUGUGGAUAAGGUGCCUGAGGGCAAGGCCUCUAGGGGCUCCUUAUUGAGGCUAUUGAAGAGGGAUAAGGCAGAAUCUUCUCCGUCAUCGGCGUCCACUGAUAGUGUGCAGAGUGUCGUCUCUAAUACGUUUCGGGGGGUCUACCUUUCCACCGUACAUUGCAACUCCUGCGGUUACGAGAGUCAAACGAAGGACCUCUUCUAUGUCCUGUCACUGCCUCUCAGUGGCUCAGAGGGAGGCUCGUUGUCUUUGGACGACUGUUUGAAACAGUUUAGGAAGGAAGAGUUACUCAAUGGAGAUGAGCAAUGGACGUGUGAUGAGUGCAAGCAGCGGGUUGAUGCUCGGAAACGGAUGGAUCUAGAGGAACUUCCGACAGUUUUGGUAUGA
This is a messenger RNA of Perkinsus marinus ATCC 50983, 870 nucleotides long. Its product is annotated as ubiquitin specific protease 66, putative. The record is from RefSeq and is a predicted model, not a curated record. Gene Ontology annotation, biological process: protein deubiquitination. The transcript has 8 exons. Bases 1 to 870 code for a protein of 289 amino acids. NCBI's taxonomy places the organism in Eukaryota, Perkinsozoa, Perkinsida, Perkinsidae. Gene Ontology annotation, molecular function: cysteine-type deubiquitinase activity.